Adineta ricciae is the source of this 2262-nucleotide messenger RNA. NCBI's taxonomy places the organism in Eukaryota, Metazoa, Rotifera, Eurotatoria, Adinetida, Adinetidae. The record is from the annotation of a GenBank genome assembly.
AUGUCUAAUCCAGAAUUAAACUGUUCAACGUCGAAUCCAUGCGGGAGGAAUGGAUAUUGCGAAAAGAAUGAACGAGGUGAUUAUUAUUGCUCAUGUAAAUUCUGGUGGUCUGGAGCAAGUUGCGACGAAUUAACCAAUAGUGGAGUUCAAGUGAUCAUUCUUGGUUGUUUAUUAGGCGUUCUCAUGUCAGUUUAUUACGGUUUAAUUAUCUUUCGUAGAAGAAACAGGAGAGAACAACAAAAGAAAGAGAAACAAAGUAAAACGUAUGACAGUCGAUUUUCAAUUGGAAUGCCAUUCCAUCUUCGUCCUUCGUCAUAUGUGUUCAUAGUUCUAAUUAUGAUUCUUGCAGCAUCAGGAUUAACCAUCAAAUGGUUUCUACUACAAUCAAUUCACAAUACAAUCGUCGAUCAAUAUCGUCACAAUCGUUCGUUGUUCUACAAACCUCACCCAGUUUGUCAAGCGAUUAAUUAUCAACGAAUGAAUUUAAUUAUGUUUCCUAUAUCUUGCUUAGUGAUUUUUAUCUUUGCCAUUGAAUACAGACGAUUCCUGUUCGGAGCAAAGAAGAACAAGUUCGAUUACUAUUUUCCUCCUGUGCCUCUGGAUUUUUUCACUAACAUAAAUCGAACAUUCGUUGCUGUUACAUUCGCUAUUACCGCAAACGAAUUGUUAGAAAUCGCAAAUGAAGAAUUAAGUAGAACACAUUCAACUGACCGUGCUGCAGUCUACAUCGAUUCAAGAUUGAGCUUACUUCUCGGCACGUUGUAUUCGUGGAUAGAUUUACCCAUGACGAUCGUCGAACAAGGCAUGUGUCAACCUAGAUACUAUGAGAAUGCUCAGAAAACGAAUGAUACAUAUUUAAGUUAUUUAUUCGAAUAUUACGGUACGGGAUCUUUUCUUCAAAUGGUUGAUUUGUUAACUGAUAUACCUCGAUACAUAUGUUUAUCAUACGUCAUCGUUGAAUUGUCGCGGAGAGUUCGAACGAAGUUCUUUUUUGAAGUCAAAGCUGAUAAUUUAACACGUGAAGAAAAGGUGCUCUUAAGCGCCUUACAAGUCAAUUCUGUAGAAAUGAUGUAUGUAAAAAAUUUAUUUCGUUCGAAUGAACGCACGUCCUCUAAUCGAUGGAUUUACCAAUGGCGAAGUGAUUUUCGAUUUUCAUCUCGUAUCCUUUGUCUCUACUCAUCAGUAUUUCUCUUUCUCUAUUUCUUCUUAAUUCAAGUAUGUGUUCAGAUAUUACCAUAUAUGACCGAAUUGCAACAACUGAUUCAAAAUCUGAUCAGUAAUUCUCGUAGCAGUCAAUCAACUCAUACUGUACCUGUACUGGUUCGUCCGUUUCUCUUAGCUGCACUGAUUGGAUCAAGUGUUGUUGUUAUUCAACUCUUACUGCUAUUGGCGAGUAUACGUCGAAAUUUGUUUCAAGUUUAUCGAGGUGAUCAAUCGGAAAUUCCUCGACGGAACCGAUCAAAUUAUAGAACAUAUGCAACGGGAAAUUUCCAUUUUGCGGGCUAUUUAAUUGCUUACGCUUUGUGGGGUCUUAUAUUAAUUAUAUCAUUUCUGUUUGUUGUUUUGGUUUUUAUUGACUUUGUCGUUUCAUUUCGUUUGUUUCCGAUUGUCGAAUCGAUUCUGAAAUAUGUUAUUCCAGUGCUGUUGAUUGCUUAUUUCAAAGCGUAUUUAAAUAAGUGCCUUGCCCGUUUUGCAUUUCUUCAAGAUGACGGCGAUGUUUUAGCGGUGAACAAUCGGCGUGUUCUGAUGAUAUUUCUCUACUUCAAUUUCUUUCUCGAUGCGUUUCUUGGUUUGUUUUCAUCGGUUCGUCGACUUUUCAAAAGUGUCGUGGGCGGUAUUUUUUACAUGUGUCGAUUGGAUUACUCUCCUCUAGGUCGAAAAUUGGAAACUUGGGAUGAUGGUUUCAAUGCGUAUUGUGGUUUCAUUCAUACGGAAUGUACUCAUCGACAUCCAGUGUUGUUACUGUUUGCUGCUUGUUUACUUGAAACGAACAAAACGAAGUCUAGACUUAGUUCCGUUGUUAAUCCUUUGGUGAUGUCAAAUGAGUUGGUUUCGCAAGAUGAAGAAGAAAAAAUUCGAAGGAGAAAGAGACAAGUGAUUCGCAAAUGGCAAAUGGUCGCAUUUCUAAUACGAAAUCCACUGUUCGUGUUCUAUCGUAAAGCAUAUUAUAAACAAUUUCAUUUCGUUGAAAAUCAUCUGGGACAAUGGAGGAAUAACGUUCAAGCUGAUCAGAUGAUGAUUCGACGUUUAAAUUCUGUUUAA